AUGAAGCUGUGGGUGCGCUUGAUUUUAUCAGUGGUGUUCCUCUGGUCGCUAGCGAUUCUAGGAUCAUGCGAGAGUCAAAAAAAGUCCGUCUCGAGUGUUCGACAUCGAUCCGAAAAGCCAAAUGCCGAAAGAUUCACGACUGGCGGGAAUAAUGACUGGAAAGAUGCGGAAUCUGGCAAAGAGCUUGUUGAUUCUGCAUUACGAAAACUUCGAGCGAUCAAAAUCUCGACGGUGGCACACGACAGACAGUCGGGAAUAAUUGGAUAUGCUUUACACUAUGCCAAACGCGCAUUUUAUUUCUUGUUCAUGAAUGGGCCAUCACUCGAUGACGAAGCAUCCCGUUUGGCAAGUCGGUCGAAUAAGCUCCUCCCGGAGCUAGUGGAAGCCAUACAUGAAUUGAAGGUGGCAGCAGAGACAUCUGGCAAUGCGGAUGCAAUGCUCCUUCUGGCUGACAUGAAUUUUUACGGCAACUUCUCGCAUCCACGCAACUUCAAAGAGGCCUUUCGAUGGUACCAAGAGCUUGCCUCAGCGACCGGAAAUAGCACGGCACAAUUCAUGGUCGGAUUCAUGUAUGCAACUAGUAUUGGUGAUGCGGUUGAGCGAGACCAAGGGAAGGCAUUGUUGUAUCAUACGUUUGCCGCGGAGCAAGGAAACACUCGCUCCGAAAUGACUCUUGCUUUCCGUCAUCAUGUUGGUAUUGGCGGUGCACGGGAUUGUGAUCAGGCAGUGCACUACUACAAACAAGUCGCCGAUAAAGCGAUCGCCUAUCUACGGUCUGGGCCUCCUGGCGGGCGGGUUAUGGUUCGGGAAUCAUAUCGAUGGGCCGAUGAUGACGGAGGCAUAUAUGGAGAGGGUGCAAGCUUUUCAAGCUCGGGACCGAACGCUCAUAGAGAUGGCAGUCAUGCUAGUGCAGACGCUAACCUUGAAGAUAUUAUCGAAUAUCUAGAUCUCUUGUCGAAAAAGGGUGAGCUCAAGGCAACACUGAGUCUAGGAAAGAUGUACUAUGACGGAGCUAGAACAUUACCGCGUAAUUAUCGCAGGGCUAUGAAAUAUUUCAGGGGCGUUACAAAACGGUACUGGACUAAAGACGGAGAUAUCCUUGCCAACCACCCCGUGGGUAUUGACAAGGUGGCAGCUAAAGCAGCAGGUUACAUUGGGAUGAUGUACUUACGCGGAGAAGGCGUCGAGCAAAGCUUCACAACAGCCAUGUUAUGGUUCAAGCGCGGUCUUGCAAACGGUGAUGCCUUGUGUCAGUACGAGAUUGGGUUGAUGUAUUUGCAUGGCUAUGGAGUUCCAAAGGAUGCAUACAAAGCCGCAGAAUAUUUCAAAACAGCUGCUGAACAGGAUUUUCCAGCUGCGCAGACAAGAUUUGGUGCAUUGUUCCUCGAUCAGGGAGAUGUACAAACCGCUACCAAGUACUUUGAGCUGGCCGCUCGCUGGGGCUGGAUGGAAGCUUUCUACUACCUCGCGGAGAUUGCUAACUUUGGGGUUGGUCGAGAACGGCAUUGCGGAAUGGCUUCGGCAUAUUACAAAAUGGUUGCGGAGAGGGCUGAAGAAGUCCAUUCCUCAUUUAUCGAGGCCAAUGAUGCGUAUGAAAAUGGUGAUCGUGAGACGGCACUGAUUGCCGUCAUGAUGGCCGCCGAACAGGGAUAUGAAAAUGCACAAGCGAACGUUGCGUACCUCUUGGACGAACAGCGAUCAGUAUUUUCUUUGGAUAGAAUACUUCCAUGGACAACUCAGAAACCCCGCUCACCCUUGCUUCGAAACGCAGCACUUGCUCUCAUUUAUUGGACCAGAUCAGCGCGACAAUCAAAUAUCGAUUCUUUGCUAAAAAUGGGAGACUACUACCUAGGAGGGCUUGGUAUUCCAGCUGACCCUGAGAAGGCCUCGACAUGCUAUCAUACGGCGGCGGAAGGCCAUCAUAGCGCACAAGCAUUCUGGAAUUUGGGUUGGAUGCAUGAGAACGGUGUUGCCGUAGAGCAGGACUUCCAUAUGGCUAAACGCUACUAUGACCUGGCGCUUGCAACAAAUCAGGAAGCUUAUUUCCCUGUGAAACUCAGUUUGAUCAAACUACGCAUUCGUCAUCUAUGGAAUCGCAUUACCAACGGCAAUAUCAACGGCAUCCAGGAUGAAAAGGAAUCGAAAGCACCCAGGACAUUCAAAGAGUGGAUCAUUGCAUUCCUAGAGAAUGAUGAAGAAGAAGCCCAGCAAUACUCACAGCUUCUUCGAGAGCGUGAAGAGGAAACGGAACUUAUCGGAUCACAUCACCGUGCAGACAACGACGAUACAGGCUACUAUGACGAACUCGACAUUGAUAUAGAUGAGAGUGUGCUGGAGGCGUUAAUUAUAGUUGCGCUUGCAGCAACGCUGUUGAUCUUAGUAUAUAUCAGACAACAGCGUAACAGACAGAGAGAUAAUGGGAAUGCUAAUAAUGGCGCACAACAACAGCAACAGCAACAAGCAGCUGGCGUUAAUCAGAAUGGCGACGCCGUUAACAAUGGCAAUGACAGAGGGCUUUUCCCUCGACCGGAUCAGCCAGAGUUUGCUCAAUGGGUUGCAGGAGGAGAGAUAGAGGGCAAAAUGUCGCAAUCUCCAAACCCUCAAGCAAAGCGCCGCCGUUUAGGCAACGGAGCAUCAGCACUGUCACGUCCAUUCAAGUCACCAUUGCCCGCGCAACGAAAGGAGCCUCCAAAACCAGAUGCAUCAAACAGCCAGGCACAACAAACUCCAAAGCAUCCAGACAAACCACCAUUUCAUAACUCUCCUGUCAGUCCCUCUUUGAACAUCAAGACUAGCCAAUCACGACAACCACAUGCUUUCGAAUCAGACCCAGAUAUAAUAGCACUUCGCAGGAAACGACUCGUCCUCCAAUCUCAACUCACAUCCCUACGCUCAGAGCUUGAUACAGUACAGCAAGCACUAAGGAUCGAAUCUAGUUCAAGAGAUGACGAACUUAGAGCUCUCAAGGUUAAAUGGCGCAGCAUAAGCCAGAAAGCUGCUGAGGAAUUGUUUGAGACCGCCAAGGAUAAGAUUGAAAGGAUGGGAGGAGUGGGAGCUUGGAAGGAGAGCGAGAGACAGAGGAUGAAGAGGAUGCAGAUGUGGGAAGAUGAUGAUUUUUAUGGUGGUGGUGUUCCUGGUGGAGACGAUGGUGUCGAGGGAGAACUGAGGAGUACGAUUGAUGCUGAUGAUGAGAACGGUGGGUGUGAACAGAAGGAUGGCAACGAGGAGGAGACGUUCACUAUGGACAUGAUGCUGAAGAGUCUGAAUAUCGAGACUGACAUUAUCGGCUUUGAUGUUGUCGAAAAGCGAUGGAAGAGUGAUUGA
Molecule: messenger RNA, 3324 nt
Organism: Talaromyces stipitatus ATCC 10500
Lineage: Eukaryota; Fungi; Ascomycota; Eurotiomycetes; Eurotiales; Trichocomaceae
Product: ubiquitin-protein ligase Sel1/Ubx2, putative
Exons: 6
Coding region: 1-3324 (1107 amino acids)
Biological process (GO): ERAD pathway
Cellular component (GO): endoplasmic reticulum membrane
Molecular function (GO): protein binding
Source: RefSeq, a predicted model, not a curated record